Molecule: messenger RNA, 1597 nt
Organism: Drosophila teissieri
Lineage: Eukaryota; Metazoa; Arthropoda; Insecta; Diptera; Drosophilidae
Gene: slp2
Product: fork head domain transcription factor slp2
Exons: 1
Coding region: 1-1359 (452 amino acids)
Biological process (GO): regulation of transcription by RNA polymerase II
Cellular component (GO): nucleus
Molecular function (GO): sequence-specific double-stranded DNA binding; DNA-binding transcription factor activity
Source: RefSeq, a predicted model, not a curated record
AUGGUGAAGAUCGAGGAAGGUCUGCCGUCCAGCGAGAUCAGCGCCCACAGUCACCACUUUCAGCACCACCACCACCCACUGCCGCCCACCACCCACCAUUCCGCGCUCCAAAGUCCCCAUCCCGUCGGCCUGAAUCUCACCAAUCUAAUGAAAAUGGCCAGGACACCCCACCUGAAGUCCAGCUUUUCCAUUAAUGCCAUUCUGCCCGAGACGGUGGAGCAUCACGACGACGAUGAGGACGAGGAUGUGGAGAAGAAGUCGCCGGCCAAAUUUCCGCCCAACCAUAAUAACAACAAUCUGAAUCCGACGAACUGGGGAUCAUCGGAGGAUCAUGAGGCGGAAAGCGAUCCCGAAUCGGAUCUCGAUGUGACCUCCAUGUCACCGGCUCCCGUUGCGAAUGCCAACGAAAGCGAUCCGGACGAAGUCGACGAGGAGUUCGUGGAGGAGGAUAUCGAAUGCGAUGGCGAGACAACCGAUGGCGAUGCGGAAAACAAAUCCAACGAUGGCAAGCCGGUGAAGGAUAAAAAGGGCAACGAAAAGCCGCCGUACAGCUAUAAUGCCCUGAUCAUGAUGGCCAUUCGCCAGAGUUCCGAGAAGCGUCUAACCCUGAAUGGCAUCUACGAGUACAUCAUGACCAAUCAUCCGUACUACCGGGACAACAAGCAGGGCUGGCAGAACUCCAUUCGCCACAACCUGAGCCUGAACAAGUGCUUCGUGAAGGUGCCCCGCCACUACGAUGAUCCCGGCAAGGGCAACUACUGGAUGCUGGAUCCCUCGGCGGAGGAUGUAUUCAUUGGCGGAUCGACGGGGAAGCUGCGAAGGAGAACCACAGCCGCCUCCCGCUCCCGCCUGGCCGCCUUCAAGAGAUCCCUGAUAGGACCCAUGUUCCCGGGACUGGCUGCCUAUCCCCAGUUUGGCCAAUUCCUCACCUAUCCGCCGACGGCGCCCAGCUUGCUGGCCAGCAUGUAUCAGCGGUACAAUCCCUUUGUGCCGAAGAGUGGACCAGGACAUCCGGGCCUGCCACCGGGCUUGCCGGGAUUACCCGGACCACCGGGUGGCCCCCAGGGACCGCCGGGACCCCCGCCUCCGCCCUUUGUUGCACCGCCCACGAGCAGUGAGCUCUACCAGCGAUUGCAGUACCAACAGCUGUUGCAUCAACAUGCGGCAGCCGCCGCAUUGGCGGCUCAUCAAAGGCAACUCUCGGUGGCGGCAGCAACGGCGGCAGCCCAACCACCGCCCAGCCAUCACCACCCACACCUGGCGGUGGGUCAGGCGCCCCAUUCGCCUGGCGGGGAUUCCCCCGGACCCUCGCCACAGCCCCUCAUCAAGCCCGUCACCGUGGUCUCCCGCAACAGCUGAAGAUUCUGGACAGAAGAAUCCAGCGAUUCUUGGGCUUGAGGAGCAGCAUCUGUAGCUCAUAAGUAUUCACUGUACAUAGAUAUAGCCGCGACUGAGGCGCUAGACGCUUGUAAAUAGUUGAGAACUGGGGGAAAUAUACGAAAACUAAAGAAAGAACCUAAACUAAAACCAAAUUCGGUUAACCGGAUUUCAUGGAAGCCUUUGCAGAGGAAAACAAAAUUUUAUUGUAAUUCUAAGA